AUGUCUAGUCUCACAGAUAGAAAUUUUUUGCCUGCCAAAUUAGAGCAGUUACGGCUCUCCCGAAACAGAAUCUCAAAUAUCCCACCCGGUGUUUUCUCUGGAAUGGACCAUCUCACCUUGCUGGAUCUGCAAGGCAACAAGCUACAGGAUGAUGCAGUAACUGAGGUCAGUCUGAAAGGCCUCAACAACUUGAUCCAGAUCAAUUUAGCAAAGAAUCAGCUAAAUACCAUGCCCCUUGGCCUACCACCCACAACCACACAGAUCUUUUUGGACAGCAACAACAUUGAAAAGAUUCCGGCUGAAUACUUCAAGGGUCUUCCCAAAGUGGUGUCUCUCAGGCUCAACCGCAAUAAGCUGGCUAAUGGAGGUAUCCCAAAGAAUGUGUUUAAUCUUUCCAGCAUUCUGGAUCUACAGCUUUCUCACAACCAGCUCACAGAGAUACCCGUUAUCUCUUCUGGACUGGAGCACCUGCAUCUGGAUCACAAUAAGAUCAAGAGUGUGAAUAGCUCUGACAUCUGUCCACCUGAUGCACUUGAUGACUACCUGGAUGAGAAGAGUCCACGUCUCCGUUACCUUCGCCUUGAUGGUAAUGAGAUCAAACCCCCUAUUCCACGAGAGCUGAUGAUGUGUUUCCGUCUCCUCAGGGCUAUUGUCAUAUAAAGAUGCCACACCAUCUAGAUACUCCUGUCCAUUUAAUUUACCAGACCUGAAAAUAUAUGGAAACUAAAACACAUGAAAAGGGUCCAAAAAAUGACUAUCUAUUUGCAAAGUCAGAAAAUAAAUAUAAAAAAAAUGUACACUGCUGAAAAGACUAGUUAAGACUAGAAUGAAUUUCAAGGUGGGUCCAGUUUCAGUUAUGCUGGUCUAGUUCUGGACCAGCUAGUGAAGCUAAUCUGAUAAAGCUUUUGACUAAGAAAGCCCUGCUAAAUAAGCUCGUUGAGAUUGCUGGUGGGGAUUCCAGUAUCCAAAAUAUGACAUUCAGACAGUCUCCUAUUUUGGUCUUUUCAGCAUGGUAGAAAUUCACAAGACUGGUUCACAUAUGCAUUUGUAGAUGGUUUCUCAUGACUGUAUUGUAAAACCACUGUGCCUUAAUUUCAUACAUAUGAAAAACUAGCAGGCCUGAAUUGUGGAAAACACCAUUAUCUGUUAAAUGUUCUGUAUAAUGAAGAGAGCUCCAAAACAAUUUCCAAAUGUGCAAUUAAUGUAAUUUCCCCAUCCUGUGCAGAAGGGGG
Messenger RNA from Sinocyclocheilus grahami, 1232 nucleotides. RefSeq names its product keratocan-like. Bases 1 to 660 code for a protein of 219 amino acids. The transcript has 3 exons. Gene Ontology annotation, molecular function: protein binding. The record is from RefSeq and is a predicted model, not a curated record. NCBI's taxonomy places the organism in Eukaryota, Metazoa, Chordata, Actinopteri, Cypriniformes, Cyprinidae.